GAGAACGUGUUUGCGGGGCAGUCAAAGAUCUAUGCCUACAUGAGUCCAAACAAGUGCUCUGGAAUGCGCUCCCCUCUUCAGGAAGAGAACUCAGUUGCACAUCACGAGGUCAAAAGCCAGGGGAAGCCAUUAGCUGGAAUCUACAGGAAGAGAGAAGAGAAAAGAAAUGCUGGGAAUACAAUCCGAAGCUCCGUGAAGUCUGAUAAACAGAAGAUCAAAGACGCCAGGAGAGGUCCCCUGGCACCUUUUCCAAACCAAAAAUCUGAAGCAGCAGAGCCUCCAAAAACUCCACCCCCGUCAUGUGAUUCUACCAAUACAGUGGUUGCCAAGCAGGCCCUGAAUAAACCCCUCAAGGGCAAAGCAGGCCCCUUGGAAAAAGUCAAGGGAAAACAGCAGAAUAGAAAGCUUACAGAUUUCUACCCGGUGCGAAGGAGCUCCAGGAAGAGCAAGGCUGAGCUACAGUCUGAAGAAAAGAAAAAAAUUGAUGAACUGAUUGAGAGCGGGAAGGAAGAAGGCAUGAAGAUUGAUCUCAUUGAUGGAAAAGGCCGGGGUGUAAUUGCCACCAAGCAGUUCUCCCGGGGAGACUUCAUGGUAGAAUACCAUGGGGACCUCAUUGAGAUCACCGAUGCCAAGAAGCGGGAGGCUCUGUAUGCACAAGACCCCUCCACAGGCUGCUACCUGUACUAUUUUCAGUAUCUGAGCAAAACCUACUGCGUGGAUGCCACUCGAGAAACUAAUCGUGUGGGAAGGCUGAUCAAUCAUAGUAAGUGUGGGAAUUGCCAGACCAAACUGCAUGACAUCGAUGGCGUGCCUCACCUCAUCCUCAUCGCCUCCCGCGACAUUGCAGCUGGGGAAGAGCUCCUGUAUGACUAUGGCGACCGCAGCAAGGCCUCCAUUGAGGCCUAUCCUUGGCUGAAGCAUUAACCAUGUGGCCUCCCUGCCACCCUGCCUCCUUCAAAGGACAAAGUGCCCUCAAAGGGAAAUGAUUUUUUUUUUCUACACACACUUACUCUUAGCUAAUUACUUCAGAUGUUUUUAAAAAGUCUAUUAAAGAUGCCUUUUCAUGUAGUAUUUAAAUAUCUGUUACAGGCUUCCAAGGUGGACUUGAACAGAUGGCCUUAUAUUACCAAAACUUUUAUAUUCUCGUUGUUUUUGUACUUUUUUGCAUACAAUUGAGCGUUUGUGCUUCCCGCGCAGUCGAGGACUCGGCCGGCACAGGUGUAGAGAAUGGAGUGGAACGUGAACUAGGAAGCCAGGCUCUGCCCAAGAUGAAAGCCAGGACUCCCCCGCACCCCAUGUCCAAGGACAGGCGGGUGUGAGGGUGCUGCCACCCCCCACGCACAGCCUGGACGGGAUGUCUCCAAGCUCUUGUUCUCCUCAGCGUCUUGACAGGCGUAGACAUUGACAUGUGUGAAUAAUUUUUAGCAAAAGUUUUGCAGUAAGCUCGUCUUCCCCUCUGCUUUCUCCAAAGCUUACUGAGCCCGGGGCUCGGAAGCCCGGCCGGGAACAGACCUCUUCCACAGGCUUUUGGCUUUUCCAGGCACCUCGAAGCAUCAGGGUGGGCAGUCAGACUAGAG
Molecule: messenger RNA, 1577 nt
Organism: Chionomys nivalis (European snow vole)
Lineage: Eukaryota; Metazoa; Chordata; Mammalia; Rodentia; Cricetidae
Product: N-lysine methyltransferase KMT5A-like
Molecular function (GO): histone H4K20 methyltransferase activity; protein binding
Source: RefSeq, a predicted model, not a curated record